AAUCAAACCAUUCAUACAAUCACUUCAUUUGAUCCCAAGAUAUGGCACAACAGAUGAAACACUUGAAGACAUCACUCGAGACCAUAGAUGACGGCAAUGAAGACAAUAAACAACAGUCUAAGAUUUACGCGAAGGACUCAAUGGACAGAUUCGGUGAUGAUUUGUGUGCACUCAUAGUGUCUUAUCUCACAUUUGAAGACCGAUUUCGUUACGAAUGUGUGUCCAAACAGUUCCGGAGGACAGUCUUCGGGAGUGUUGUGGACAUCAAUCUCAAUGUCAAACCCAUUAAACGAGAAGACAAUUCAAAGACUCCUUUGAUUGACUUUCGAGGCGUUGGAGACACCGAUCAAUACAUUCUCGAAUUGUUUCCCACAAUUCAACACAAAUUCCCGAAAUUGCGGGAAAUUUACUGUAACUUCACGUCAAACAGCGACCGAUGGGUACAACAGUUGUCACCACUCGUCACACGUGUUGGCGAUAUAUCGCCGGCAAAGAAACAAUCGCUCACUCAUUGCCACCGAUUGUCUAAUUUAAGUGUCAAUUCGUUGUCCGAUGUGUUCGACAACACUUCCGGACAGCUAUUGGCGAAGAAUUUGCACUCAUUUAAGAUUAAGCGCUGCGAUGGCAGCGAACGGUUGGCCCGAUUCGUGGCCGGGAAUCAGUCACUGAAGUUCGUUGAUAUCUUAUGUGAAAAUCCCAACCAUUUGACCGAAAUGUGCGGACAUUUGUCACGAUUACCACAUCUACGGAAACUGACACUCGGGUCGGUGUUAAUGACUGGUCAGACACCGAUGUUUCACCACUCUUUGCGCACAAUUGGCGUGAAUUGCAAACAAUUGAAACGAUUGUCACUCGCAUUGGUCUCUAAGACAUCCCAUCUUAAGAGUAUGAAUGAGCUGAAACACUACCGACGGCUAACACGUUUGAUGAUAGCUUUAAAACCAUUAGACAGCACUUUGCUGUCCAAUUAUGGCCAACAUUUGCCGCCACUUCAAUGGCUAACCAUCUUAACGGACACAAUCACUCGCGAGUGUUUGUCUCACAUCUCAAGACUACCGGCGCUGCAAACGCUUGUCAUUCACUGCAAUCAAGACAUUGAUCUCUCGGAUAAUGAUUUCAAUGAUGUGUUGUCCAGAAGUCCUAAACUCAAAGAUAUUUUUAUCUCUAUAAACAAUAAGAAUAAGUUAUAUUCAAAAUAA
Medioppia subpectinata is the source of this 1199-nucleotide messenger RNA. The record is from the annotation of a GenBank genome assembly. Lineage: Eukaryota; Metazoa; Arthropoda; Arachnida; Sarcoptiformes; Oppiidae.